Molecule: messenger RNA, 3263 nt
Organism: Colletes gigas
Lineage: Eukaryota; Metazoa; Arthropoda; Insecta; Hymenoptera; Colletidae
Product: ubiquitin carboxyl-terminal hydrolase 31-like
Exons: 4
Coding region: 176-2968 (930 amino acids)
Biological process (GO): protein deubiquitination
Molecular function (GO): cysteine-type deubiquitinase activity
Source: RefSeq, a predicted model, not a curated record
UAAAAGGCAAAUGGCCGUCCGAGUGUACAAGCGGUUUACGCGUAUGACGUUGUUCCGUGAACGGUAACCGAUGGACGGGAUAUGUAAAAUACGCGUCGCGUACCGAUCGUUCGUUAAAGUAAGCGUGAUGUGAUCGACCACGCGGAAGCGUGAACGGUUGUUUCCGUGGCCGGCAAUGGACGGUGAAAAGGCCAUUGCGGUGAUGAAAUCGGUGUCGGAGGGUGAGCUGGGCGUGGAAGAGGUUAAAUUGUCCGAAGCGAAAACACGAGAUUCCGUAUCGCGAUUGAAACGUACGUUCACGUUGCCGAGGAAUCCGUUUCAAAGUGCCGGGAGAAUGUCACGGCGACGUUCGAAGCAGAAUCGCGAUACGAAAGACAGCGGCUGCGGGAUGAGCACCAAGGAGAGAAACAAUAUGCAGCAGCAAGUAGAAAGCAUGCAACAAAAUAUGGGCCGAUUGCACGGUGGUGGUGGUCAAAGCUAUCCAGAGAGACCCGGUGUGAAGAAAGUGUUUCGCAGACCGUCCUGGAGGAAGUUCAUCAACAAGAUGGUACAGCACAUGUCGAACGUGGCUACCCAGAACCAUAAAACGUCUCGCAGAGACGAUCUCGGGUCCAGUGCCGGAGAUAUAAGGGUGCCUCCACCUAGACCGGCGCAUAUACCGCCCGAUAAAGUACCAGGGGUGAUUGGUUUACGCAAUCACGGUAACACGUGUUUCAUGAACGCCGUGCUACAGUGCCUAUCGCAUACCGACAUACUCGCCGAGUAUUUUGUCUUGGAUCAGUACAAGGUCGAUUUGUCUCGACGGAAUAAAUUGAACUCGAAGAAAUACGGGACGAAAGGAGAGAUCACCGAACAGUUGGCCCUGUUGUUGAAGGCUAUAUGGAGUUGCCAGUACGAUCCCGAGAUGAGCACGGCGUUUAAGAGUGUCGUCGAUAAAUACGGAAGUCAGUAUCGGGGAAAUUUGCAGCACGAUGCUCAAGAGUUCUUGUUGUGGCUGCUGGACAAAGUGCACGAGGACCUAAAUCAAGCAACCAAAAAAAAGUAUAAGAUCAUCAAGAAUUCGUUUGGGAGACCGGACGACAUCGUAGCGGCGGAAACGUUAGCGAAUCAUGUCCGGUGCAACAAUUCGUUCGUGCACGCGGUGUUCCAAGCCCAAUUUCGGUCUAGUCUGACUUGUCCAAGAUGUCACCGCCAGUCGAAUACGUUCGAUCCUUUCCUGUGCGUGUCGGUGCCGGUUCCUCAGAAUCAUCGACAGAUCUACCUUUUCGUGAACGUAUUGUACACGUCGCAGCAACCGCGGCAAGUAAAGAUCGGCGUGAGCGUGAAUCAGGCGGCCAACGUGAGAGAACUGAGGGAUAUUUUGGCCAGCGACACGGGCAUCGAGGAUAAUCACAUGUUACUCACGGAAAUCCACGACGAAGGAUUUCACAGAACUUUCUCAGAUUGCCAACCUCUGUCCGUUAUCGCGGAAAUCGACCCACUCUACUGUAUAGAACUGCCACAACUGAAGGAACCUACGGAGCAGGCAUAUAUUUUGUUAGUUUGGAUCAACGUUGUGGUGAAAGGCGAGUUGAGGCAACGUUUCGGCAGCCCGUAUACGAUGCAAGUGUCCCGUGAGACGUCCUACGAAGAUUUACAGAAACUUUUGCUAAAGGAGAUGCACAGUGUUUUAGCCGACGAUGUCCUCACGUCGAGCCAGAGUCCUGGCCUGUUUAAUAUUCGGGUCGCGGAUCCGGCAGCCACGCCGAUCCAAGACGAACACCCUUGCAUAGAUCCCUGCGUCGAACAUCCUCUUUACACGGAGCAGAUCGAGCAAGCAUUGGCGCUAUGCGCGGACGAUUCAGGUCCUCAGCACGUUAAAUUGAUCCUCGAAUGGGACGAAGCGAGCAAAUGCAACAUCAUUCAGGACGAUACAGAUCAGAUCGAGGAACACGCCAGCGUGAAACAGUUGAAGAGUAACUCGGAGGUGGGUGGUGCCGUUACGCUCGAGGAAUGUUUCGAUCUCUACACCAGAGCUGAGAUAUUAGGCGCCGAAGACGCCUGGCAUUGCCCCUACUGCAACAAAAAGCAAGAAGUUGUGAAAAAGUUGGGACUCUGGUCGUUGCCGGACAUCUUGGUCAUACACUUGAAACGAUUCCGACAACAGUCGAAACAGAGAUCCACCUCGAAGUUGACCAUGUUGGUCGAUUUCCCUUUGUACGGUUUCGACAUGACUCCUCAUCUCGCUCACAACGGAGUGCAGUCGCAUAAUAAUGUCGCGAGCUUGGGAGGUCUUGGCUGGUCGCCUUGGAAGAAACCAAGACCUCGUCAGCAAAAUAUUCCAAAGUACGAUGAAAACGUUUACGACCUUUACGCGAUUUGCAAUCAUCAUGGCCAAGAUCUACAAGGUGGUCAUUACACGGCCUUCUGUCGAAAUCCUUACGACACUCAGUGGUACUGUUUCGACGAUACGCGAGUCGAAGCGGUCAAUGACACCAAUUUGAUUACCAACGCCGCGUACAUGUUGUUUUAUCAACGAAGAGGUUUGACCAACAAUUCCGGCAAUUCUUCGGCCGCGUCCACGAGUUCGGCCGGAUCGGGCCUCGAUCAUUGGGUUUCCAAAAUGCCACCCUUUUACUUCAACAACAAGACUAAUAGCAGUAACGUCACGAACAAUAACCAAAGCAAGUCGCAGGAGAUACUGUGCCAAGAGAAGAUCGUAGAAGAGAAGAAUAUCACGAACUUCAAUAGAGGCUGUCGCAAUUACGCUACGUUACAACCCAAGAAGAGGAACGUUGCCACGGAAACGGACAUUGGACAGAUCGACCAUUAUUCCGACGACGAAGCACCUUGCAGGAGAGAAUGGGCUUCGCCGAAACCUGUUAGAAAAAUGUCGUCCAUCACGUUAACGCCGCACGUGCCGCAACCCACGAUCAUUCAUAGCAGUAGCGAUCCAGACACAACCAUCAUUCACGAGUCAACGUUGUAACACACGAUUUAAGCCGGACGAUAUCUGGCUCAAGCAACGCUCAAUCUAUAGUGCCUGAAAUAUGGUGGGUGCGUCGUAAACAUUAUCAAAACAUUUGCAACGCCCAAAGUUGAAGGGCAACGUUGCCGCGAUAUUUGAAUCCGUUAAUCUUUUUACCGAAACAGGUUCGGUUCUAUUGGAAAAGUACUCGAAUCUGUCGCUAAUCGUUCGAUUUCUACGCAGCGAUACGUACGCUUCCUUCUACCGAUAUAUCCGAUUUUCGCAAAAAGAUAACCGAAACGUUCUACGUAUAUGA